CGGGUAGUAUUGGUCAGCGUCAGUAGCAUGCAUGAUUAAGUAGACUUACAAGUAGUGAUAUUUAUGUGUGGACAUGAUGGUUGUAAGAAUUGGAGUUCAUAAAAUGUGGAAGCAUUCAGUUUUAAAUUUGGUGUUGGUGUUGGUGUUGGUGUGUUGGCAAAUGAUGGGUUGCUGCUCAAUAACUACGUUUGUGUUCGGAGACUCAUUGGUGGACGCAGGAAAUAAUAACUAUUUGUUUACACUCUCCAAGGCCAACUCUCCUCCUUAUGGCAUCGAUUUUAAGCCUUCUGCUGGUCUUCCCACCGGAAGAUUUACCAAUGGCCGCACCAUCCCUGACAUUGUUGGUCAAGAACUUGGGUCUAACUCUUUUCCACCACCUUAUCUAGCACCAAACAACAAGGGUGAUGCAAUUAUCAAAGGAAUUAAUUAUGCUUCUGGGGCCUCUGGAAUCUUAGAUGAAACAGGUUCCUUAUUUAUUGGAAGAGUUCCUCUAGAACAACAAAUAAGCUAUUUUGAGGAAAGUAGAAAUUACAUGGUCAACGUGAUGGGUGAGAAUGGCACUACAGAAUUCCUGAAGACAGCAAUCUUUUCACUGACCACAGGAUCGAAUGAUAUUCUUAACUAUGUGCAGCCAUCAAUACCAUUUUUACAGGGUGACAAGGUUUCACCUGCUCUCUUGCAGGAUUUUAUGCUUUCUAACCUAACCAUACAUCUUAAGCGUUUACAUGAAUUAGGAGCAAGAAAAUUCAUCAUAGUUGAUGUUGGACCUCUUGGCUGUAUACCAUUUGUUCGUGCUUUAAAUUUAUUACCAAUCGCGGAAUGCUCCAUAAAAGUGAAUCAAUUAAUCAAAGGCUACAACAAGAAACUGAAAAAUAUGGUCAAUGGAUUGAAUCAAGAACUGGGACCGGAAGCAAUGUUCGUGUAUGCCAAUUCUUUUGAUAUUGUCCUAAGUAUUAUCCUUGAUUAUCAUCAAUACGGAUUUGAAAAUGGAUUCGAACCAUGUUGCGGGGGGAACUUUCCGCCAUUUGUGUGCUUCAAGGAAAGCAAUGGGGGCGCGAUGAGUUCCGUUCUGUGUGAUAAUAGAGAAAAGUAUGUAUUUUGGGAUGCAUAUCACCCUACAGAAGCAGCCAAUAUCAUCAUUGCCAAAAAGCUGCUUGAUGGGGAUCAAAGUGUUAGCUUUCCAAUUAACAUUAGGCAACUCUAUCACUAUAAUUCAUACUAGUAAUAAGAUGUAAAAGUAUUAGUUUUAUGUUGAUGUUAGUAGACCGUAAUAAAUUUACUUCUGCAGUGAAUGUGAUUGGACAACAUUAAUGAAAAUCAUUCUCCUAAGCAAAUGCGAGCUAGCCCUUUUCCCAAUUUUCUAUUGUGUUGUGUAAUACUAAAUGGUUGACUUUGUGAUCCGAAAAUAAAAAAAAAUAA
Messenger RNA from Mercurialis annua (annual mercury), 1419 nucleotides. RefSeq names its product GDSL esterase/lipase At5g41890. Lineage: Eukaryota; Viridiplantae; Streptophyta; Magnoliopsida; Malpighiales; Euphorbiaceae. The coding region runs from base 74 to 1222 and encodes 382 amino acids. The transcript has 5 exons. The record is from RefSeq and is a predicted model, not a curated record. Gene Ontology annotation, molecular function: hydrolase activity, acting on ester bonds.